UUCCUCACCCAGCAACGCGCAUUUCCUUCCCCCCGCGCGCCGGACCGGGCUGCUCCGCGCAUGCGCCAGUUGGGCCCUGCGCAUGCGCGCCUGGUACGUGUGAAAACGCCGGGCAGCCAGAGCACCCGGCAACCUGGAGGCGGUGGCGUGCCGCGGUCUAGCCCGGCGAGGAGCGGAGCGACGAGACGAGACGUAGAGGAACUGGCCCUGGACCACGCGCAGAGUCGCCCAGCAGCGCACAGUGUCUGGUCAGCUACAUUGUAGAAGAAUGCAGUCCUUAAAGAAUAAAAAUGUAGAUACGCCAGACCCAUUUUAUAGGCUUUCUGUGCCUAGGCAGAAGACCAGCGCUGAGAUUAUAAAUGAAGCGAGAAAUGCGCUAAGAACUUUAAGAACUCAAAGGCCACUUACACCUCAAGAGUGUCAAAGGAAACUUUUUGGAUCUACAUCUUCACGAACUCCUGAUGAGAGACCACCUUCUGCUUUUAGUCUCCAUGCUUCCAGUUUUGAAUCUAGUGAAUCAAGACCAAUUUCUGGUGCACGUCUCAGCCCACUGGACCAUAAGCCGAAGCUGUUUUCAUCACCCACAAAAGAUCAGCAUUCUUCCAUUCCCUUUCCAAAACCACCUGUAGACCCUCUGGAGGUUAGAAAAGUCGGCAGUGCCCGGGCACGCUUGUUUAGAACGACUUCUUGGGGAAGUCUGCCUGAUGAGAAUAAAGAGAGGCUGAAUUCUGAAGACCCAGCUAUGACAGAUGAUCUUUCAAAGAGAAGUAAUGAAAAUUGUUUAGCAGAAUUGAGUACACACUCUCAUAUUAAGGAUGAUGGUAUUCUGCUAAUGUAUAAAGAAUAUAGUGUGUCAGAGAAGCAAGAUUUCUUAAAAGGAUCAGCAGCAGAACUUCCAUUGCAGCUAAGUGGGAGUAAUCAGAUUAAAAAAUAUGGCAGGGCUGCAUCGUGUCCAAGCAACACUGACUGGGGUAAAUCAGGAAACCAAGAAGGUUUGAAGGAUGACUCAAAAGUAAAUGAAUCGGAAGAGGAAGAAAACUAUUGGAAUGUAAAGAUUUUACCAAUUUUAUGUGAAUUAGAGAGUGAAGACAAUAUAGAAAAGCUCUGCCUUGCCUGUACCAGUCUCUAUCAAGCCUUGGAAGAAGGACAUAUGCUAGGAAAGAGAUUUAAAAGAAGAACUGUGCUUCUGAAGACAUUAUAUAAGCUGGUUGACAUUGGUUCAGACCCACUGUGCCUGAAAUUGGCAAAAAUUAUUCUGGCUAUGAAAGUGAGUGGAAAGAAUAUGCUUAGUGUGUGCAAACUUGCAUUUAAAAUUUGCAGAAAUGAAAAAAAUGAUUUUCUUAUCCAAAAUGACAAACUAUUGGAUUAUUUGUUGGAGGUCCUGAGAAUUGAAGAUUUACAAGCAAAUAAUGAAGCUCUUCUUUAUUGUAUGGGGGCUAUAAAAUUCAUUUCUGGAAAUGCGGCUCUUCUUAAUGAAAUGGCCAACAAAGGAGCUGUGGAAAUACUGCUGCAGUUAGUGAAGCAGAUUAAUAACAUUAGAGAAAAUGACACACACUUCUCCAGCUUGGGUCAUCUCUUAGUCCAGCUGACAGCUACUUUACGGAACUUGGCUGACUUACGUCAGUCAAGAUGCCAGCUCCUGUGCAGUGAUGCCAUUUCAGAGCUCUGUGAAGUCUUGGAGCAGCGUAUAAGUGAUAAAGAUGUGUGUACCAAUAUCGCCAGGAUAUUUAGCAAACUUUCUUCCUACAAUGACUGCUGUGCAGCUUUAGCAGAUUGCUCCAGAUGUUAUAUCUUAUUUUUAGUCCUCCUAAACAAACACCAAAAGAAGCAGGAUUUGGUUGUUCGUAUUGUCUUCAUUCUUGGUAAUUUAACAGCAAAGAAUAACCAGGCCCGUGAGCAAUUUUUUAAAGAGAAAGGGAGUGUUAGCAUCCUGACAUCAUUAUUCCAAAUCUACAGUGAAUUUGAUUUAAAUGAAAAAAAAAGGAAGCAUGAAGCAGGAGAAGAAAAGAAAACCCAAAAGCAUCCUUCGGAAGCAGAAGAUGUCCUUAUAAAACUGAUAAGAGUGCUUGCUAAUCUCUCCGUUCAUCCCAGUAUAGGAGCAGCUCUGGCAGCUAAUCACUACAUUGUGGCACUACUCAUUAUGGUACUAGAAUACAAGUCAAUUGAUGACUGUGAGGAGCUGGUCAUCAAUGCAACAGCAACACUUAAUAGCCUAUCGUACUACCAAGUGAGGAAUUCUGCAGUUCAAGACAAGAAACUACACAUUGCUGAGCUGCUUUUAAAACUGCUAAUGAGCAGCAAUAUGGAUGGAAUUCUGGAGGCUGUGAGAGUCUUUGGCAAUCUUUCCCAGUACCAUGAAAUCAGUGACUUCCUUGUGAAGAGAAAGAUCUACAAGUUCAUGAUUGCUUUGCUCGAUGCCAAACAUCAAGAUGUAUGCUUUUCCGCCUGUGGAGUUCUGCUCAACCUUACUGUGGAUAAGAACAAACGAGCCAUACUGAAGGAAGAAGGAGGAAUUAGAAAGUUAAUAGAUUGCUUAAGAGACUUUGGGCCUACAGACUGGCAGCUGGCUUGCUUGAUAUGCAAAACCCUGUGGAACUAUAGUGAAAACAUCACAAAUGCUGUCUCCUGCUUUGGGGAAGAAGAUAUCAACACACUGCUUAUGCUACUUGAUUCUCUUUUAGAUGAAGAAGUAGCACUGGAUUACAAUUUCGACAAAGAUUUAAGAGACUACCACAAAAUGUAUUGGGAGACAGAGUUCAAACCUGUGGCAGAGAAACUACUCAGUAGACUUCAGAGACAACUCUGCUUCUUUCAGCCUAUCACCGUGACUUCAUUUUAAUCCAGAAGUUAGAGGAGUUAGCAGUACAAACCCUAGAAUACUUCAGUCAUUUAAAAUAGUAAGUAAAUGCAAACAGUGAUUGUUAGCAAUAUGUGAGAAACCACUCUAAAUGCUGACUGGUUAUUUUUUCCAUGUAGAUUAUACAGUUAAAUAUUUCCAGUGCAACCUGUACAUUAAUAAGCAUGUUGGAUAUUAUGGAGAAAGAUGAAUAAAAUUCAUUUUAAUCUGA
Alligator mississippiensis (American alligator) is the source of this 3068-nucleotide messenger RNA. RefSeq names its product armadillo repeat containing 2 (gene ARMC2). Gene Ontology annotation, biological process: cilium organization; sperm axoneme assembly. Gene Ontology annotation, molecular function: protein binding. The transcript has 18 exons. Lineage: Eukaryota; Metazoa; Chordata; Crocodylia; Alligatoridae. The record is from RefSeq and is a predicted model, not a curated record. Bases 269 to 2839 code for a protein of 856 amino acids.